AUGGGCAUCAAAAUUUUCAUUAUUUCCUCUAUCCUAAUCUCAACAUUCUUCUUCUUUGUUCUUUACAUUCCAACCAAAAAAUUAACCACACCAAUUACCUCAAACUUUUUCCCUCAAAAUCCAACAAUCCAAAACUUCAACAUCUCAAACACAAACAAAACAUAUCCAAUCACUUUUGCAUACUUAAUUUCAGGCUCAAAAGGAGAUUCAAUGAAGAUCAAAAGAUUGUUGAAGGCUUUGUAUCAUCCAGGAAACUAUUAUCUAAUUCAUAUGGAUCAUGGUGCACCAAAGAAAGAUCAUAGAGAUUUGUUUGAAUAUGUGAGUAAUGAAGGUCUUUUUGGUGAAGUUGGAAAUGUUUGGAUUGUGAAAAAAAGCAAUUUUGUUACAUAUAAAGGUCCAACUAUGCUUUCUACUACUCUUCAUGCAAUGGCUAUUCUUCUUAGGACUUGUCAAUGGGAUUGGUUUAUUAAUCUUAGUGCUUCUGAUUAUCCUUUGGUAACACAAGAUGAUCUGAUACAAGGCUUUUCUGGGGUUCCAAAGGAUAUUAAUUUCAUUCACCAUAGCAGUCAUUUGGGUUGGAAAUUCAAUAAGAGAGGGAAGCCAAUAUUUAUAGAUCCAGCCCUUUAUAGCAAAAAGAAAUCAGAGAUUUGGCAGGUUACAAAGCAGAGGAGUCUUCCAACAGCUUUUAAACUCUACACAGGUUCAGCUUGGACAAUGCUAUCAAGAUCAUUUGUUGAGUAUUGCAUCAUAGGAUGGGAAAAUUUGCCAAGAACCCUACUUCUAUACUACACAAAUUUUGUGUCAUCUCCAGAAGGAUAUUUCCAAACAGUUAUAUGCAACUCUAAACACUACAAAAACACAACAGCUAAUAGUGAUCUACACUACAUUACUUGGGACAAUCCUCCAAAACAACAUCCAAAGUCUCUAACAAUCAAAGAUUAUAAGAAAAUGGUUUUAAGCAAUCGUCCAUUUGCUAGAAAGUUUAAGAAAAAUGAUAGUGUGCUUGAUAAAAUUGAUAGAGAGCUUUUGAGAAGAAAUCAUGGACAAUUUUCUUAUGGAGGUUGGUGUUCCUCAUUAUCACAAAGUGGAAAGUAUAGAACAUGUCAUGGUUUGAAAAUUGAGAAUUAUGGUGUUCUUAAACCUAGUUUGGCAUCAAAAAAGUUGAAAAGUAUGCUCUCAAAUAUUCUUUCAUUUAAGAAUUUUCACAAACAACAAUGUCGAUAA
Molecule: messenger RNA, 1224 nt
Organism: Vicia faba (fava bean)
Lineage: Eukaryota; Viridiplantae; Streptophyta; Magnoliopsida; Fabales; Fabaceae
Source: the annotation of a GenBank genome assembly